Messenger RNA from Anoplopoma fimbria (sablefish), 2844 nucleotides. It is a transcript of the gene ift81, whose product is annotated as intraflagellar transport 81 homolog. Gene Ontology annotation, molecular function: tubulin binding. Gene Ontology annotation, biological process: intraciliary transport; cilium assembly. Gene Ontology annotation, cellular component: centrosome; intraciliary transport particle B; cilium. Bases 249 to 2279 code for a protein of 676 amino acids. NCBI's taxonomy places the organism in Eukaryota, Metazoa, Chordata, Actinopteri, Perciformes, Anoplopomatidae. The transcript has 18 exons. The record is from RefSeq and is a predicted model, not a curated record.
UGGUGACAACAAGCUCUGCCAUUCUGUCCGCUAAGCUAACGCUAGCACGUUUAGCUAGUAAUUAAAAAGGCGUACUAACAAACCCACCGGGAGCUUGACUUUAUUAUUUGUAGAUAGCCGGGUGCCCCUGUCAUCAGCACGUAUUGUUAAAGGUUUAUUUGCAGGUUGUAUUGCUUGUUAGUCGAGGUUAAAGAGCAAAGCUAGUUAGCAAAACGUUAGCUUCGGCUAAUCCAGACCAGAAGCUAGAGAUGAGUGAACAGCUGAAGUUCAUCGUGGAGCAGCUCAACAAGGACCCGUUCAAGAGAAGCUUUAACCUCAUCACCUUUGACUCCCUUGAACCAAUGCAGCUGCUGCAGGUUUUAAACGACGUGCUGGCUGAAAUAGACCCAAAGCAAGCUCUAGAUAUCCGUGAAGAACUGCCAGAACAAACCAUCAAGAGAAUGUGUGCUCUGCUGGGGAUGCUCAAAUACAAACCUCCUGGAAACCUCUCUGAUGUGAGCAUCUUUAGACAAGGCUUGGUGGCCGGCAGAAAGCCUGUGGUCCACCCCAUCCUCUACUGGCUGCUACAGAGGGUCCCCGAACUGAAGAAAAGGGCUUAUUUGGCUCGCUUUCUAGUCAAAUUGGAGGUGCCUGAAGAGUUUCUGCAGGAUGAUGUUAUCAAUGACACCGCUCACCAGUAUGAAGAGCUGGUGGAAGGUUUUAAGACGUAUCACAAGGAGUGUGAGCUGCUGAGGACUUCAGGCUUCUCCACAGCAGAAAUCAGAAGGGACAUCAGUGCGAUGGAGGAAGAGAAAGACCAACUAAUCAAACGUGUGGAGAGGCUGAAGAAGAGGGUGGAGUCAGUGUCCAACCAUCAACGGAUGCUGGAACAGGCCAGACAGCUGCGAGUGGAGAAGGAGAGAGAGGAGUCACUGACUCACCAGAAGCAAGAACAGAAGAACCAACUGUUCCAGGCAGAGCAGAGACUGCAGAGAUCGCAGCAGCAGUUGAAGGAUUUGCGACAGGCAGCUGCAGAUGCCAAUCCAGAGAGCUUAAUGAAGAGGCUUGAAGAGGAGAUCAAGAUCAACUCUUAUAUGGUCUCUGAGAAACUCCCCAAAGAGCUGGAGGGUAUGAGGCGUACGGUGCAGUACCUGCAGAAAGUAGCGUCAGAGCCCGCCAUGGGCCAGGCCGACCUCCAGGAGCUGGAGGACAAGAUUAAAGACGUUGACUCACAGAUCAACCAGCUGAUUGAGAAGAGGAUGAUGAGAAAUGACCCCAUGGAUGACAAACUGACCCUUUACAGACAACAGGCCUCCAUCAUCAUUCGAAGGAAGGAGUCAAAGGCGGAGGAGCUUCAGGAAGCGAGGGAGGAGCUGGCUGCAGCAGAAAGGGAUGUGAGGCAGAGGAGCAGCCAGGCUCAAGCCUCAGAUGGUGGAGAGGUCAUCAGGGGGGAUGAGCUGAAACGUCUGGUGGUGAAGUUACGCAGCAAGGGAACAGUAUACAAGAAGCAACGCCAGGAAAUUGCUGAGCUGAAAGCCGAAUAUGGAGUCCUGCAACGAACAGAGGAGAUUCUCAAGCAGAGACAUGAGACCGUCCAACAGAAACUGCAAACUGUGGAAGCUGAGAAGGGCAUCUCCGGCUACAGCAACACUCAGGAGGAACUGGAGAGGGUGUCGGCCAUCAAGAGCGAGCUGGACGAGAAGAAGGGACGAACACUGGAUGACAUGUCUGAAAUGGUGAAGAAAUUAAACUCUAUGAUAGUGGAGAAGAAGUCAGCUCUAGCACCCAUUAUAAAAGAACUGAGGUCCCUGAGGCAGCGGUGUCAGGAAAUAAGUCAGGAGUAUGAGGAAAAGAAGGCGCAGUAUGAAAGUUGUACUGCUGGUUUGGAGAGCAACAGAUCUAAAUUGGAGCAGGAGGUGAAAGCAUUGAUCGGGGAGACAGCACAGGAGGAAAACCGCUAUCAUUAUAUCAACUGCAUGUCUGAGAUCACUGAGAUGCAAAUACAGCGGGCAGCUGAGGAAAUGAAGGCCUAUGUGUCCUCUGAUCCACAAGAGAGGAAGAAGGCCAUCAGGGAAGUGUACAUGAAGAACAUUUCGGAGCAGGAGUUACUUGGCAAGAAGUUACGUGAGAAGCAGAAGUUGGUGAGGGAGAGCCACAGCGACAACAUGGAGCAGAUGACGAUGUGGCGUGACCUGGAGCAGCUGAUGGAGUGCAAGAGGCAGUGCUUCAUAAGAGCCCAGAGCCAGGCAUCUAUUGGUCAGGUGAUCCAGGAGGGAGGAGGGGACCGGCUGGUGCUGUGAGGACUCGGUCGACUGCAGGUCACCUACAGUACACAGACUACACAGUUCAACUUAAUAUCCUAUUAUCGGGGACUAUAGCACAAGGUUUGUUUCACUGUUCAUGGGGUUUAUCUUUCUCCUACAUCUUGUCUGUUACACACCACCAGCUGAGCAUCAAGGUUAUCUUGUGUUCUCGCCACACCGCUCCUUUGAGAAUCGACAACAUGAAGACCACAUGUAUCGGGAGGUGUUGCAGGACUCUGGUUUUCACCUUUAUUUUGGCCCCUGAAGACUCCAUUUUGCCAUAUCUUUUAAGAAUACUCUUUCAACCAGUGUCCAAAGAUAACAGCAUACAAAGUGGUGCACUCGGGAUGUCGCCGCGGUCAUCUAUAUUUGGCAUCGACCACCAUGACCUUGGACGUGGUGUCUUGCCAACUUUGGAAUUCACUGGGACCUCCGUUGCUUUGGACAGCGCAGAUGAAAUGAUCCCUAUUUCUCUGCUUUUUGAUUUAGAUUAUAACAAAAAAAUGUUUUCUAUAUCAUUAUUUCAAGAUAACCAUCUAUGUUCAAGACAUAUACGAUAGUU